Messenger RNA from Closterium sp. Naga37s-1, 6081 nucleotides. The record is from the annotation of a GenBank genome assembly. NCBI's taxonomy places the organism in Eukaryota, Viridiplantae, Streptophyta, Zygnematophyceae, Desmidiales, Closteriaceae.
AUGCGACCUGCUGCCCUAUGCACUCGACCUGCUGCCCUAUGCACUCGUCCUGCUGCCCUAUGCACUCGUCCUGCUGCCCUAUGCACUCGUCCUGCUGCCCUAUGCACUCGUCCUGCUGCCCUAUGCACUCGUCCUGCUGCCCUAUGCACUCGUCCUGCUGCCCUAUGCACUCGUCCUGCUGCCCUAUGCACUCGACCCCAACAGCACCGCGCUGCCCUACGCUGCCUGGCGCUGGGGCCUCAUAAUCAUAACCCCCCUCUCUCCCUCGCUCUACAGGUAUCCACCCAUUCACAGGUUCAGGCCCUCGCCCUCUCUCCCUCCCUCGUAAUCCAACCCCUCUACAGGUUCAGGUCCUUCCAAAAUUCGCCCCCAUAUGCACGCACGCUCGACCUGCUGCCCUAUGCCCUCGACCCCAACACCACCACCUUACCCUACGCUGCCUGGCGCUGGGGCCUCUCCUUCCGCCUCUCCUUCUGCAAUUCUCCUCUCCUCCCUCCCCCCUCAGGAGCAGGAGGGGGAGCAGCAGCAGCAGCAGCAGCGGGAAGAGCAGCAGGCGGAGGAGCAGGAGUGGGGGGAGCAGGGGGAGCAGCAGGGGCGCGGAGGGCAUGGGUGCAGGAGAAGGUGUUCGCGUUGGGGUGGGGGCGGGUGGUGCUGGUGGUGAGUGUGUUCGGGCGAAGCAUGGAGGUGAUUCACCGCUGGGACGUGCACUCCACUGUUGCUGGCCUUGCUUGGCUGGACCACCAGGUUCUCCUCAUCCUCACAGCUUCGGAGCACUUUUGUCUUUUCUCGCUGGGCGGCCAGCCAAUCAAGCGCCAGCCCUUGCUACACUACGACUCCGACUCAGAUUACAGCAGCUACAGUGCCGCCGGCCACGGCCGUUUCGGCCUUGUCUUCCACCCCUUUUUGUCUCGUAGCGGCCGCCCGAUCCCCUCGUUCCAGAACAGCGUCGCCGCCUGGAGCAGCGGGGCGGCGGCGUUUGUCCUCUUGCAGGGGGGCGGCAUGGUGGUGCGGGCGCACUUACUCUCCUGGAAGGAGAGAAUCAAAUCUCUGGAAGCGGCCGGCGACUGGAUGAAUGCGCUGCACACUGCAAUGGAGAUUUACCAAGGGAGGGCGGUGGGCGUAACAGGGUUACCAUGCGACCCGGAGGAGCUAGCAGCCGAAAUGGGGGCUCUCCUCUUAGCAUACAUAGAGCAGGUUUUCUCGUACUUAAAGCAGAGCGCGGCAGCGCUUACCCCAAAAACACUUAGCCCAGCGGUACUUAGCCCGGUAGCGCUCAGUCCUGUGAAUGCCAGUCCUGAAUUGUCACCCCGCCACCCAAGCUCCUCCGGUUCAGCCACAGCAGCAUCAGCGGCGGCAGCAGCAGUAGCAGCAGCAGCGGCAGUGGCAGCAGCAGCAGAGGCGGCGGGAGGGGAGCAGAGGGAGGAGUAUGUGCGGGUGGGCGGGGUGGCAAUCGAGUUCUGCAUCCGCGUGCACCAGCUGCCGCUGCUCUUCGGGGCCGUGUUUGACAAGUUCACCCAGAGAGGGCAGCGAGGCAUCUUCCUGGAGCUGCUGGAGCCGUACAUUCUCACAGACCACCUCAGCACGCUCCCUCCGGAGGUGAUGCAAGCGCUGGUGGAGCAUUACAGUGAGAGGGGGUGGCUGUCGCGCGUGCAGCAGUGCGUGCUUCACAUGGACAUCGCCUCGCUGGACAUUAACCAGGUGGUGCGUCUGUGCCGUCAGCACAGCCUGCACUCAGCCCUCAUCUACCUCUUCACGCGGGCCCUUGCGGAUUUCGUCUCGCCAGCCCAGCAGCUGCUUUCCACCCUCCUCGCCUCCUCCUCCUCCGCAGCUCCCAGUACUGGGUUCGGGGAGAGGAGUCGGGAGAAGCAGCGGCAUAAGAAGGAGGAGGGGGAGAAAAAGGAGGAGAGGGAGGAGGGUCGGCAGUGCGGCUACCGCCUGCUGCUCUUCCUCAAGCUCACCUUUUCCGGCCUCAAUUUCCCUCCAGGCAGUGGUGCCAUCUCUCCGUCCCUCCUGCCCUCAGCGCAAGCGGAACUCCUAAACUUUCUCCUCAAACCCCACCGCCCACCCCACCAACGCCCCUCCUCUCUCUCCCCAUCCUCCCACGCCCUCCUCUGCUCGCCGCUCGCUCGCCUCCUCUCCUUCGAUCACCGCGCCACCCUCUCGGUACUGCGUGUGAUUCUCCGCUCUGUGUCCAUACUGGAUCAGCCACAACCGAGUACAGAACAGCAGCUUAAGACGAGUGCGGAUUCGACGUCGACGAAUCAUAGGGGUGCGGGUGCAGCUUAUAACGAGGAUGCUACUGUAGAUCCGGCAGCUGGUGGUAGACUUGUUUUUACUCUAUUAGAAAUAGUGCGCUCCUGGUGCGAGGCGGCAGAUGCAAUAAGGAGUAACGAGGACUCCAAUAAGGGAGAAAAAGACACUGUAGCUGUAGCGUCACCAGCAGCAGCACGUUCGGAUGUAGCCUCGGAUUUAGGUCUGGGACUAGGCUUGUGUUUAGACAGGCUCGGGGAUGCAGCAGGCUGGGUGCUAGAGCUGGUGGCAGAGGCGGCAGCAGCAGGGAGAGUGGAGCUGGACCGAACUUCUCUCAACACCAUCUUCGUUUAUCUCACAUCCGCUACUGUCACAUUUGAUUUGCGCGCUCUGCCCACUGCCGCUGCCACUUCUGCUGAUGCCAUUGCUGGUGGUGCCGGUGCUCCUGCUGCGAGUAAGGGAGCUGUACAGAAGCAGCAUUCCUCCUCCUCCCCCUCGUCACCCGCCUCUCGCCCCGCUCUCGCUCUCCUCUCCCCCUCUGUGAGGCGGGCUCAGAGGGAGGAGCGGAUGGAGGGGCUGGUGAUGGCUCUGCCGGACUCCUGUGGUGUGGACUUCAAUGCUCUCCUGCCCCUGGCGCUGCAAGCAGGCUUCCACCAGGGCAAAGGAGACUGGAGGCAGAGGGAGGAGCGGAUGAAGGGGCUGGUGAUGGCUCUGCCGGACUCCUGUGGUGUGGACUUCAAUGCUCUCCUGCCCUUGGCGCUGCAAACGGGUUUUCACCAGGUGUGUGCGCGUCUAUUCAUGCGAACACACGGCAUGCUCGGCAUUCACCAAGCGCUCUCCUCUCUCCAUGUCCCCUCUUACACACAUGGAAAUUCCCCUCUCCCUUCGUGCCCCCAUCUCCCCAACCAGGUGUGUGCGCGUCUGUUCAUGCGAACACACGGCAUGCUCGGCAUUCACCAAGCGCUCUCCUCGCUCCUCACAGACGCCCACCACCCCGACAUGCCCUUUCGCCUCAUCCAAAAGGCAGCCCUCGCCCUCACCCGUAGGCACGGGGUGGUGGGCGGGGAGGAAGGUGCUGCGCUGCGAUUGGCCGUCCGGCGCCACCUGGCGCAGUUGGUGCGGCUGGACGGUGGCACUUGUCUGUAUGUGGCGCUGGGGCUGCUGCGGCUGGAUUUGGAGUUGAUUCUAGCAGCAGCAGCAUCCCCACGAAUGGUCGAGCUUUAUAUCGAGUUGCUCUGUAUCUACGACCCUCCCGCGCUGCUGCCCUUCCUCCAAUCACCUCUCGCCACCUGUCGCCUCGACCGCUGCCUCCGCGUCUGCCUCGCGCACAUCUCCCCGGCGCUCGCCGCGCUGCCACGUCAGCCCGUGCCAGGUCAGCAGCAGGGCGCGCCUCCGCAGGCGCCACGUCAGCAGGCGGGGGGAGAGCCAGUCCUGAACUGCCACAUCAGCGCUGCGGCGCGGGUGCUGCUGGAGCGAAUGGGGUUGGUUCAUGAGGCGCUGGCGCUGCUGCUGGUGGAAUUACACUGCUGCUUGCAUGCCCUGGAUAGGAGGGUUGCUGGGAUGAUGAUGAGGAGGAGCAAGAGGAGGUUGGGGGUGAUGGAGAGGUCUAUAGCGGGGACAACUGCUGAGGGGCCUGAAAGUGAGGUUGGGAGGAGGGGCGAGAGUGAGGCGGGGAUGAGGGGAGAGGGUGAAAGUGGAGGCGAAAUGAGGGCUGACAUGAGGGGAAGGUCGGGUCUGGAGCAAGGAAAGGAGGGUGGGAAGAGGAGGAGGAAGCGGAUGAGGAAGAAGAGUGGCAGGUUGAUGACACGAGUGCUGCAGAUGGACGAGGUGCGAGUGCUGCUGGCCAUACAGCACGAGGCGCUGGCUCUCUGUGCGAGUGCUGCUGGCCAUACAGCACGAGGCAUUAGCUCUCUGUGCGCGCAGCACAGGCAGGCUGCCCCACUGGCAGUGCCGUGCCAUGUGGCGAACGCUGCUGGACUGGUGGGUGUGAGGGUAUCUGUGCGCGCAGCACAGGCAGGCUGCCUGCCCCACUGGCAGUGCCGCGCCAUGUGGCGCACCCUCCUUGACUGGGCCCUCCCCAUCCCAUCUGCACCACCAGCCAUCCCACCACUACACCCCUCCCCAUCACACACACCCCCCAACCGCUGGCACUCGCUCUACUCACACCUCCUUACAGUCACAGGGGCGUCCGGCACAGCAGCCACAGGCAGGACCGGGGUGCAGUCCCGAGCAGGUGAUUCCUCAGGUGAUUUCUCAGGUGAAAACGGUCAGCAGGGGGUUGCUCCGUCUGCACUGAGCUCGUUUCCGGCCCCAUCUCUGCCGCCUUCGGUCUUCCCUCCUCCUCCACCCCCUCUCUUCGCCUCCUGUUGUCACGCGCUUGUGCUGCUUCGGGAGCAGCAGCAACGGGAAAGAAAUGGGGAUGAGGAGCAGGCUCAAGAGCAAGAGAAACAGCAACAACAGCAGCAGCAGCAGCAGCAGCAGCAGCAGCAGCAGCAGCAGCAGCAGCAGCAGCAGCAGCAGCAGCAGCAGCAGCAGCAGCAGCAGCAGCAGCAGCAGCAGCAGCAAGAAAAGCGGUGGUGGCGGCAGGAAAACCACCCGCAAGCCUGCGAUCUGAUUCUGUUUGCCGUCCGGUUCCUGCUACAAUGCUGUGCGACGGCCACUGUAGCAGAGAUGGCAGGGAUGGUGCCUCUGCCAGUCAUUGCUGCCUGGCUGCUUGGUGCAGGCGAGAGGCAGAGAGACGGGGAAGGGGGAAGAGAUCUCAUUCACAGUGCAAUAAUGGAGAAUGCUCAGAAGGAGGGCGCAGCAAGGACUGCAGGGGAUGUGGUGGGAGGGCUGCUGGAAAUUUUAGGUCGGGCGGGGUCGGAUGAGCAGCUAUUUGCUGCUGCUGCCCGGGCAGCCAAUACCGAUUCGUUCUCCCACUGCUCCUCCCUGCUCUCCCUCCUGCAGCACCCCACCCGCCCCUCCUCCCGCUCCUGCCGCCUCUGCUCCACUGCUCUGUACGCCCCAGCGUCAACAGCUAAAGGAGCAGCAGCAGCACCACCACCAUCCCCGCUGCUACGAUUGCCAGCCACAGCAGCUGCAGCAGCAGCAGCGUUAUCAUCCGCAGCAGCAGCCGCAGCAGCCGCAGCAGCAGCGGCGGCGGCGGCAGCAGGGAAGAGAUUACCAGUGGAGGUGUUUCUGUGUGGGCACGGGUUUCACAGGGAGUGCUUGCAGCAGCGCCACCACGACAGCUUCUUCUUCCCCCCUGCCCACCAAUGCCCUGCCUGCGGCGCCUCUGCCACCCGCCUUGUCCCCUCGCACCUCUCCUCUGCCGCUGCUCCUCCUGCUGCUAAUGCCGCCUCUUCUGCUGCUCAUGCUGCCACUUCUGGUGGUCUAAGAGUGGGUGGGGGCAGUGGGUUGGCUGCUGCUCUGCUGGAGGCGCCAGAGGAGAGGGAUGGAGGGAGGGGAGGGACAGGAGGGGCGUCGGUAGCACCGCCGGCUGUGCCUGGUGGGACGUCUGCAGCAGCAUCCUCUUUAUCCUCAUCCUCGAUAAGUGCAAGGCUUCUUACACUAGAAGCAUCCAGGAAACAGCAGCAACAAGACGAGUCGUGCCGGCUGAAACGCCUACACGCCACGUCAGCACCACGUUCUGCUGCUGCAAGAGGGAGAGGGGAGAUGCGCAGUGGGCGAGGGAAGGGACAAGGGGGUAAGGAACGGUUGAGGGAGCAGACAGAGGAGUUACAUAAUAAACGGGAAGAGAGGCUGAGGGCUGCUACUGAGAGACAGCAGCAGCAGCGAAUGGGCAUGUUUAAUCCAUUUGGCAGGUUUUUUAAGGGAGGAACUGGGUCGUGA